AUGUGUGACGAAGAAGUUGCUGCUCUCGUUGUUGACAACGGAUCUGGAAUGUGCAAAGCUGGAUUUGCCGGAGAUGAUGCUCCACGUGCUGUAUUCCCAUCUAUUGUAGGAAGACCAAGACAUCAAGGUGUCAUGGUUGGUAUGGGACAAAAAGAUUCAUAUGUCGGUGAUGAAGCUCAAUCUAAAAGAGGUAUUCUUACCCUUAAAUACCCAAUUGAACACGGUAUUGUCACUAACUGGGAUGAUAUGGAAAAAAUCUGGCAUCACACAUUCUACAAUGAGCUUCGUGUAGCUCCAGAAGAACAUCCAGUUCUUCUUACUGAAGCACCACUUAACCCAAAGGCUAACAGAGAAAAGAUGACCCAAAUUAUGUUCGAAACAUUCAACACCCCAGCCAUGUAUGUUGCCAUUCAAGCUGUCCUUUCCCUCUAUGCUUCUGGACGUACCACUGGUGUUGUCCUUGAUUCUGGAGAUGGUGUUACUCACACUGUACCAAUCUAUGAAGGAUAUGCUCUUCCACAUGCUAUCCUCCGUCUUGACUUGGCUGGACGUGAUCUCACUGAUUACCUUAUGAAAAUCCUUACUGAACGUGGUUAUUCAUUCACCACAACCGCUGAACGUGAAAUUGUUCGUGAUAUCAAAGAAAAACUCUGUUAUGUUGCCCUUGACUUCGAACAAGAAAUGGCCACUGCUGCUUCAUCUUCUUCUCUUGAAAAAUCAUAUGAACUUCCUGAUGGACAAGUUAUCACUGUCGGUAACGAACGUUUCCGUUGUCCAGAAGCUAUGUUCCAACCAUCAUUCUUGGGUAUGGAAUCUGCUGGUAUUCAUGAAUCUACCUACAACUCUAUCAUGAAAUGUGAUAUUGAUAUCCGUAAAGAUCUUUAUGCUAACACCGUUCUUUCUGGAGGUACCACAAUGUACCCAGGUAUUGCUGAUCGUAUGCAAAAGGAAAUUACUGCUCUUGCUCCAUCAACAAUGAAAAUUAAGAUCAUUGCUCCACCAGAGAGAAAAUACUCCGUCUGGAUCGGAGGAUCUAUCUUGGCUUCCCUCUCCACCUUCCAACAAAUGUGGAUCUCCAAGCAAGAAUAUGAUGAAUCAGGUCCAUCAAUCGUUCACAGAAAAUGCUUCUAA
This is a messenger RNA of Strongyloides ratti, 1131 nucleotides long. Its product is annotated as Actin, alpha cardiac muscle 1. NCBI's taxonomy places the organism in Eukaryota, Metazoa, Nematoda, Chromadorea, Rhabditida, Strongyloididae. The record is from RefSeq and is a predicted model, not a curated record. Gene Ontology annotation, biological process: mitotic cytokinesis. The transcript is spliced from 2 exons. Bases 1 to 1131 code for a protein of 376 amino acids.